AUGAAGCUGACUAUCUUCUAUCUCCUACCUUGCGCCGCGUGGACAUUUGUUUCAAAGGCCCCUUCUUCGCGCAAUGCUGCUGUUCCUCAUCCAAGGAACAACUACGAGAAUCCUGCUCCAUCCACCAGGAUUUUAUCGGCGCUCGGUCCGUCAAUUGGUUCGGACGGUGACCUCAUGGCCGGUGGAAAAACAACAACAAGUUCACCUAUUGAUGACGCCUAUCUCACUGGUUUCUUUGUUUCAGACUGCGACAAUACCAACAUGCCUCCAACCCUAAAAAAGAUUCUUCAAAGCAUUGACGACCUCGCUUCGGGGUCGGACGUGAGAGGACGGUUCAUUGACCAUCCUCGUCUCGGGAAUCUUAGAGAGGUGACCAAGGCGAUUGUUCAAGAUAAUUCCAAUCUUCCAGCAUUGACUCCUUUUGCUACUCAUUGUCUUGGAUAUGCCUUUGCAACCAUGCUCAAAAAGCAAGGGUUUACUGGACGACGAGGCGAAGAUGUCGUCGUAUGUAUUGGACGGGAUCCCAGGUCACACGGUUCCAGAUUGGCAGAUGUAUUUGGACGAGGGGCCGAGGCCGUCGAUGGUGUACGAGUGGUUUAUACAGGAAUUGCUACGACGCCCUCCCUUUUUUCAUUUUGUCGUUCUUCUCGAUGCGAUGGAGGAGUAAUGGUCACGGCCAGUCACCUACCUGCCGAUAGAAACGGCUUGAAAUUCUUCACCGCAGAUGGCGGCUUUGAGAAGAAACAAAUCGCCGAGAUGAUUGACAUUGCCAAGCAAUACGCACAGCGUUGGCAUGACAUGGGAAUGAUCCCACCGUCGUCAGGAUCCGAUGGUGUCUUUUGUUCGGAAUGGGUCGAUUGGAUGCCAUACUACGAAGACGAGCUGAAAGCGUCACUGAUGAAGGAGGUCUUUGGUCGUGGGAGCCAGGAGGAGCACUCGGAGAAACCUCUUGAGGGAUUGAAGAUUGUUCUCAACUCGGGAAAUGGGUCAGGAGGAUUCUUUCGAAAGGUACUGUCGGAUCUGGGAGCGGACAUGUCGGCAUCCUUGCACACCGAGCCACUAGCCUCCUUUCCAGCAGGUAUUCCAAAUCCAGAGAAUGAUGAAAUGAUGAAAGAAACCAUCGAGGCGUGCCGAUCGAGUGAGGCUGACAUGGGAAUCCUACUGGAUACGGAUGCGGACCGAUGCGGAAUGGUGCUAAAGUCUCGAAAUCAUGGAUACGAACCACUGAUUAAAAAUCGUUUGAUUGCCAUGAUGGGUGUGAUCAUGGCUCGUCAGUCACCUGGAUGUGCCAUCGUCACGGACUCUGUUACAUCCACAGGGCUGUCGGCCUUUUUGAACGAUUUGGGGUUGAUUCACAUUCGACAUGUCAGGGGUUAUGCCAACGUCAUUCGCAAAGCACGCUCCUUUGCCGAAACCAUCGUCAAUGCGGAAACCGCGAUCGAGACAUCUGGACACUGCGCGUUGAAAGAAAAUGAUUACCUGGAUGACGGUACCUACACGGCUAUCAAGGUCAUUGGUCUGAUGGCGCGAGCAAAGGCCACAAAUGCAGAUUCAUACGUACUGGAUCUCAUUUCGAGUCUCCAGGAGCUGCCUUUGGUGAGUGAGCUUCGGCUGACGGCAGUCGAUGGAAAAUUGGACACUCUGGCCCGCGUGUUCGAUGUCGUGGAGCAGAACAUUGAAUUGUACUGUGCCAAAGAAGACAACAACUGGCUCAUCGAUAGUGACAAUCAAGAGGGUAUCCGCGUUUCCACAGGUGACGAUGGUGGCUAUUUUAUGAUUCGGAAGUCGCUCCACGACCCAGUUCUAAGCCUACAAAUUGAAUCCACCAGUCGGGAAGAUGCCGUCGGUGUCGUGGUGAAUCCUCUUUUGUCGAUUUUCGAAGAUAAUAGGUCGGAUGUAGAUCUCUCAAGCUUGAGAGCGUUCUAG
Molecule: messenger RNA, 1926 nt
Organism: Cylindrotheca closterium
Lineage: Eukaryota; Bacillariophyta; Bacillariophyceae; Bacillariales; Bacillariaceae
Source: the annotation of a GenBank genome assembly